AUGGCUGGGGACCGAGAUUACGAUGGCUACAACCCGAAAAGGAGGCGAUUGGACUCAUCGCGACCGCCUCACAAGUUUCAAGAUGGAUCUCGGGGCUCAACACCUCGAGCUCAAUCGAGUUACGCCGCAACGCCUACCAGAGAAUCGGAUAACCAAGGGCCUGACGAAGAAGAUAUGUUAGCAUUGGAUCGAGACUGGUACGGAGGCGACGAGCUGGGCGGACACGCAUUUGGCGAUGAUACUCACAAUCCUUUUGCGUCGUAUGAGAUUUCCGCCUGGGAGAGCCAACAACAAGAGUCAGCCAAGGCAGAGAAGAUGGCGAGCCGCUACGACGCCAGACAAGAACAACGCCGCAAAGAAAAUGAUGCCUGGGAAACAAACAGAAUGCUGGUCUCUGGCGUCGCCCAGCGAAGAGAUAUGGCAUCAGACUUUGACGACGACGAGGCAACCCGAGUACAUUUACUGGUGCAUGAUCUUCGACCACCUUUUCUUGACGGACGAACCAUCUUUACGAAGCAGCUUGAGCCAGUUCCAGCCGUAAGAGAUUAUCAAAGCGACAUGGCGGUGUUCAGUCGCAAAGGUAGCAAGGUUGUUCGAGAGGCCCGGCAGCAGAGCGAGCGCCAAAAACAGGCUCAACAAGCAACGAGUAUCACCGGCACAACAUUGGGCAACAUCAUGGGCGCAAAAGAUAACGAUGAAGAUAGCGCAUUACCUGGGCCUGGCGAAGAAGAUGCCGAGAAGGGGGAAUCCAAGAGCAACAAGUUCAGCGAGCACUUGAAUAAAUCCAAAGGUGCCAGUGACUUCAGCAGAACCAAAACGCUUCAAGAACAGCGGCAGUACCUGCCAGCCUUUGCGGUCCGAGAAGAGCUGCUUCGAGUAAUCAGAGAAAAUCAAGUCACCAUUGUUAUCGGAGAGACGGGUUCGGGAAAGACGACUCAGUUGACACAAUUUCUGUACGAGGAUGGCUACGGACGGACAGGCAUGAUCGGCUGCACCCAGCCCAGACGUGUCGCUGCCAUGAGCGUGGCGAAGCGCGUUGCCGAAGAGAUGGAUGUUGAGCUGGGCACUACAUGUGGUUAUGCUAUUCGUUUUGAAGAUCACACAAGCAAAGAGACGGUCAUCAAAUAUCUGACGGAAGGUAUCUUGCUCAGGGAGUCUCUCAAUGAGCCCGAUCUGGACAGAUACUCUUGCAUCAUUAUGGAUGAGGCGCACGAACGGGCUCUAAAUACUGAUAUUCUGCUGGGGUUGUUCAAGAAGAUUCUUCAACGGCGUCGAGAUCUCAAACUCAUCGUGACUUCAGCAACGAUGAAUGCGAAAAGAUUUUCCGAUUUCUUUGGCGGUGCUCCAGAAUUUACGAUUCCGGGACGAACAUUUCCUGUCGACACCAUGUUUCAUCGGUCACCAGUUGAGGAUUACGUGGACCAGGCAGUCCAGCAAGUAUUGGCUAUACACGUUUCCAUGGAUCCAGGAGACAUUUUGGUGUUUAUGACUGGACAGGAAGAUAUUGAAAUUACAUGUGAACUGGUUCAGAAGCGGUUGGAUGCACUGAAUGAUGCGCCAAAACUGAGCAUUCUUCCCAUUUACAGUCAAAUGCCGGCAGACCUGCAAGCCAAGAUUUUCGACCGGGCUCCCCCAGGGGUACGAAAAUGCAUUGUGGCCACGAAUAUUGCCGAGACGAGUUUGACGGUCGACGGUAUCAAGUAUGUAGUCGACGCAGGAUAUUCGAAAAUGAAGGUGUAUAAUCCCAAAAUGGGUAUGGAUACGCUUCAGAUCACGCCAAUCUCCCAAGCCAAUGCUUCACAGCGCUCCGGUCGUGCGGGCAGAACAGGACCAGGAAAAGCAUUCCGCCUUUACACUGAGAAAGCCUUCAAGGAGGAGCUCUACCUCCAAACGAUUCCCGAGGUCCAGCGUACGAACCUGUCCAACACGGUUCUAAUGCUAAAGUCGCUGGGUGUAAAGGAUCUGCUCGACUUUGAUUUCAUAGACCCCCCUCCCCAAGAUACGAUUUCCACGUCCAUGUUCGACCUCUGGGCACUAGGUGCUCUAGACAAUUUAGGGGAGCUUACGGAAUUGGGACGCAAAAUGAGUGCCUUCCCCAUGGACCCAUCCCUGGCUAAGCUUCUCAUUACUGCAGAGCAAUAUGGCUGCAGCGAAGAAAUGAUAACCAUUGUCUCCAUGCUUUCCGUCCCCAACGUGUUCUAUAGACCAAAGGAGCGGCAAGACGAGGCAGACGCUCAACGAGAAAAGUUCUGGGUACACGAGUCAGAUCACUUGACAUAUCUGCAAGUAUACCAGGCUUGGAAGGCUCACGGCUUCUCAGACGGCUGGUGCAUCAAACACUUUCUUCAUUCCAAGUCGCUGCGCCGCGCCAAAGAAGUCAGGGAGCAAAUUGUGGACAUUAUCAAGUCCCAGGGAAUGGAGAUGAACAGCUGCGGUAUGGAUUGGGACAUUAUCCGAAAAUGCAUCUGCUCAGGCUACUAUCACCAGGCGGCGAAGUACAAGGGUUCCGGCGAAUACAUCAAUCUCCGGACUAAUCUAGCUGUUCAACUUCAUCCUACAAGCGCACUUUACGCCGGCCAUCCUCCCGAUUACGUGGUCUACCACGAACUCAUUCUCACUUCGAAGGUCUACGUGUCUACCGUCACGGCAGUUGAUCCCCACUGGCUCGCGGACCUAGGAGGCGUGUUCUACUCGGUCAAAGAAAAGGGGUAUUCUAUUCGGAACAAACGCAUCACAGAAACCGAGUUCAAUCGCAAGAUGGAAAUCGAGGCGAAAAUGGCAGAGGAUAAGCGGAGAGACGAAGAACGCAAGCAGGCAGAGGAAGAGAAGGCAGUGGUUAAGAAGAAGCUUCCUACGGAUGGGAAGAAGAUUGUCACACAGGGAGCCGUCAAGAAGCCUGUCAUUAAACGAAGAGGCAGGGGGUUUUGA
Messenger RNA from Pochonia chlamydosporia 170, 2928 nucleotides. Its product is annotated as pre-mRNA splicing factor ATP-dependent RNA helicase prp16. The transcript has a single exon. The record is from RefSeq and is a predicted model, not a curated record. Gene Ontology annotation, molecular function: RNA binding; ATP binding. Gene Ontology annotation, cellular component: spliceosomal complex; intracellular anatomical structure. Gene Ontology annotation, biological process: mRNA splicing, via spliceosome. NCBI's taxonomy places the organism in Eukaryota, Fungi, Ascomycota, Sordariomycetes, Hypocreales, Clavicipitaceae. The coding region runs from base 1 to 2928 and encodes 975 amino acids.